This is a messenger RNA of Ilex paraguariensis (yerba mate), 621 nucleotides long. The record is from the annotation of a GenBank genome assembly. Lineage: Eukaryota; Viridiplantae; Streptophyta; Magnoliopsida; Aquifoliales; Aquifoliaceae.
AUGCUCUGUGUUAUAAAAUUUCCAGCUGCUAAGGCAAAUGAAAGAAGACCGAGGGCAUUCGUAAUGCGUGUCUCAGAUGAUGAAAUGGAGGAAUUAGAAAGGGAUGGUGAGGAAAGAGAGACUCAUGGCCGGCAAUUGGUUGCCAGUAGACGAUUCGCCUGUGAUGAACUUUAUUUAAGUGACAGUGAUGAUUCUGAAGAUGAGUUGACUCUUGGAACCCAGCUCCAAUUGAUGAAUAGAGUGGGCUUAGUGGAAGGUGCACUGUCUGAGUUAGCCCAUGAACAUCAGCUUAGCAUAACGGAGGAAAUUAGAAAUCAAAUAUUAGCAUUGGAGGGAGAUCUGAUUAAUGAAAAUGAGAAGUUCACCUCUGCACUUGUUCGUGUUGAGAAAUAUACCGAAGCACAACGAGAGAUAGACAGAAAACUUGACAUGCAGUAUCAACGAAGAAUUGCAGAAGCGCUUGAUAAUCACUUGACUGCUGUCCAGAGGGACCAUGAAUACAGAUCCCAAAUCGAAGAAAGGAAAAUAAGAGAUGAUGCAGCUCUGGAAGAGGCUAAAAAAAAGGAAAAGACUCUUCAAGAAGAAAAGUUGCGCCAAGAAAAAAUUAACGCAGAAGCAGAG